Messenger RNA from Opisthocomus hoazin, 1293 nucleotides. The record is from RefSeq and is a predicted model, not a curated record. Lineage: Eukaryota; Metazoa; Chordata; Aves; Opisthocomiformes; Opisthocomidae.
CAUGGUCCUCACCAGUGUGGGGAAGAUGAUUGGCCUCCAGAAGAAGACUUCUGGAAUCCGGAACAUCUGUAUUUUAGCCCACGUAGAUCACGGCAAAACUACACUAGCUGAUUGUCUGAUAUCAAGCAAUGGAAUAAUCUCUAGCCGCUUGGCAGGAAAGCUGAGAUAUCUAGACAGUAGAGAAGAUGAACAGAUCCGCGGAAUAACAAUGAAAUCUAGUGCAAUUUCAUUGCACUUUGUGAAAGGUGAUCAGGAGUAUCUGAUUAAUUUAAUAGACUCCCCAGGGCACGUGGAUUUUUCUUCAGAAGUAUCUACUGCUGUCCGACUCUGUGAUGGUUGCAUCAUAGUGGUGGAUGCUGUUGAAGGAGUCUGUCCACAGACUCAAGCAGUUCUACGGCAAGCAUGGCUCGAAAAUAUACGUCCAGUGUUGGUGAUUAAUAAAAUUGAUCGCUUGAUUGUGGAGCUCAAGCUCACUCCUCAGGAAGCAUACUUGCACCUUAAAAAUAUCUUAGAACAGAUCAAUGCAGUCACUGGAGCACUCUUUACCUCUAAAGUCUUAGAAGAAAGAGCUGAGAAAGAAACAGAGAGUGAAAGUAUUUCAGAUGUUGCACCAGGAGAUCAGAUUUAUGACUGGAGCACUGGAUUGGAAGAUACUGAUGAUUCACAUCUUUAUUUUUCACCAGACCACGGAAAUGUAGUGUUUGCCAGUGCAAUUGAUGGCUGGGGUUUUGGCAUUGAGCAUUUUGCCAAACUGUACAGCCAAAAGAUUGGAAUCAAACCUGCAGUACUUCUGAAGACUUUGUGGGGAGAUUAUUAUCUAAAUACAAAAGCAAAGAAGAUAAUGAAAGGUGAUCAGUCAAAAGGAAAGAAACCUUUGUUUGUGCAGUUGGUGCUGGACAACAUAUGGAGUCUAUAUGAAGCAGUUAUGAAAAGAGACAAAGAAAAAAUUGAAAAGAUAGUCACCUCUUUGGGAUUGAAAAUUGGUGCACGGGAGGCACGGCAUGGAGAUCCAAAAGUUCAUCUUAAUGCCAUUUGUAGCCAAUGGCUGCCAAUAUCUGAUGCAGUCCUCUCCAUGGUGUGUAAUAAACUUCCAAGUCCUCUUGACAUCACUGCAGAGAGAGUGGAAAAGCUGAUGUGUGUUGGAGCUAGAACAUUUGAUUCUUUGCCACCAGAAACUCAGGAACUGAAAAGUGCUUUUAUGAAAUGCAGUAAUGAAGGAACAGCCCCAGUUAUUGUCUUUGUUUCUAAAAUGUUUGCUGUUGAUGCGAAGGCAUUACCACACAAUAAACCAAG